Messenger RNA from Acipenser ruthenus (sterlet), 2523 nucleotides. RefSeq names its product sorting nexin-16-like. Gene Ontology annotation, biological process: protein targeting to lysosome; early endosome to late endosome transport; endosome to lysosome transport. Gene Ontology annotation, cellular component: early endosome; late endosome; extrinsic component of endosome membrane. Gene Ontology annotation, molecular function: phosphatidylinositol binding. Lineage: Eukaryota; Metazoa; Chordata; Actinopteri; Acipenseriformes; Acipenseridae. The record is from RefSeq and is a predicted model, not a curated record. Bases 754 to 1779 code for a protein of 341 amino acids. The transcript has 8 exons.
UUAAACUGGGUGUGUUUUUUUUAGUCGUUAAUCAGCCUUAUAUCACUUGAACCCGUAUGAGCAUUAUAACUGCUAGUUACUUUGCAUAUGUUUUCACCAGAACAAGAACAUGCUAAAAGGUAGAAUUUAAUACAGUUUCAUUGGCUUAUAAAUCUGGAAGGUCGAGGUCAGAAAAUCAGUGUGGACUAACAUUUGAACUCAAUUACAAAGAAUAAAUAGGUAAUUCACAAAUGCAACAAACAGCCUCCGAGGGAAAAGUAAGUUUUCGAUUGGCUUCUCAGUCUACGGGUUACGACAUGAACGUGGUGACGUGUUAUUAAUGGAUUAAGAACGUCGUGUGCUGUCUGAGUGUUCCAGUAUACCGUAAAAGAUGACAGAGCGUUAAAUAAGUUCCACAUAAAAACUGGGAGAUGUUCUAAUGAAAGCAAAAGAACAGAAAUAGAAAAUAAAGAAUGUAGCCGUGAGUAUGAAACAGUAUUGUCACCGUGUAGUGCAAAUGAGGGUUCUACAAGCAGGAUUAAAUAAAGCACAUGAUCUUGUUUAUGUAGUGUGGAACAGGAAGCAAACAACAUGCUGGACUUGUUUUGAAAUGAGUUAACUUGGUUUUCUGAAAGAAGUUCUGACAAUAUUCAGCGGGCGUAACCAUUCUCAAACUCAUAUGGAACAAGUCUCUGCUGCUAGUUACUUUGCAUUAUUUCUUCCCUUUAUGACUGGUUCAGAAAUACUGUGCAUGCAAAGUGUUUUCUGAAGGAGAUGGCUACGCCAUUUGUCCCUGUUCCAGUUCCCUUGGAUAGUGCCUCCUCAGGUAUAGCCAGAAGCAGAAGCCAAAGAAGUUCCUCAUUUGGUAGCAUCUCCACCAGCUCCAGUUCAUCCAAGAGCCAGGCUGAAGACUGUGUUACAGGCAGCAAUAAAAAGAGUAGCACUUCUGAGCAGCCUAAUUCUACUCCACCACAAUGUAAAAGUCCAGUCAUCAGGACUAAACUUAAUGGUGCAGACUCUUCAAUUGAAUACUCAAACUCUCCCGGUGAACAAACCUCAGAAUCAACCAGCUGGGAGGAUAGACCCUCUACGCCAACUGUGCUGGGCUAUGAGGUGAUGGAGGAAAGAGCCAAGUUUACAGUUUACAAGGUCCUGGUAAGGAAAAGUCCAGAGGAGAGUUGGGUGGUAUUUCGAAGAUACACAGAUUUCUCACGGCUGAAUGAUAAGUUGAAGGAGAUGUUUCCAGGUUUCCGUCUCGCUCUUCCUCCAAAGCGCUGGUUCAAGGACAAUUACAACUCAGACUUCCUGGAAGACAGACAACUGGGACUGCAGGCAUUCCUACAGAAUCUGGUAGCUCACAAAGACAUUGCUAACUGCCUCCAUGUGCGUGAGUUUCUGUGCUUGGAUGACCCCCCGGGUCCAUUUGAUAGCCUGGAGGAGAGUCGGGCGUUCUGUGAAACUCUUGAAGAAACCAACUACAGACUGCAAAAAGAACUAAAUGAAAAGCAGAGAGAAAUUGAAAAUUUGAAGACAAAAAUUGAAGAAAAACAACAACGUAUAGAUUUUUUGGAAAAUGGGAUCAAGGAUGUUUCAUUUAGCCAAGAAACCCACUGCAGACCAUCAGAGCAGGGAAGCGAGUGCAGUGGAGAUGUGGAGUCCUCUGCAGUGGAAGCAGAGCAAGAAGUGGGAGAGGAAAAUAGACCUGGAAUACACGCAGCCUGCUGGUGUGGACUUGCAUCAGGAAACUCUCCUCCUGUGAUUGAAGUUGCUCAAGCUGCAGAACCUUUUGAAGAACAUUGAUUAGGUUUUUCUAAAGCUGUGUUUUGAAUAUUUAGUUUUUACUUACAGUGCUGCUCAAGACUUAUUACUAGAUUAUGCAGAAAAAAACUGUCAGCAAACAAGUUCGCUGAUUUGAUUACCAAAGCCAGCCAAGGUAAACAUGAAAGUGUGUACCUCUGUUAUUGGGUUAAAAUAACCAGUUUACUGUAGCAGCCUCCAUACUCCUAAAAAUCUACAAAAUGACAUAUGUUGUGACUGCAUUAUUUGCUUUUGUGCAGCUUUUGAUAUACAUACCUGUGUAACAUUUGUAAUAUAUAUAUAUAUAUAUAUAUAUAUAUAUAUAUAUAUAUUGCUAUAGAUGUUCACUAUUUUCAGACAGAAACUCUUUGUCAUUGUGUUAUUCUUUUGGACAUGGUGUAUUGAUGGUUACUCACUGUCAUGCAGCUGCACGGCUUGCACUAUGCAAUCAAAAAUCAAUCACCAUUUUGGUUUUGUUUUAACCUCAGAAUGAACCUGGGAGGGGGGGGUGAAUAGGCAUGACUUAAACAAAUACCUGUGCUACAUUCAGGGCUUGAAGUUUGUUGUGAUUAGAAAAGUGAUGUAAAGAUAAUGUGCAAGUAGGCAUUGGAAACUGCAUUUUUACAUUGCCAUGGAUAUUUAUUAUGAUCAUAGAUUGCAUUUAUUAAUAAAAGAUUUUCUCUCUCUCUCUCUCUCUCUCUCUCUCUCUCUCUCUCUCUCUCUCUCUCUCUCUCUCUCUCUCUCUCU